Molecule: messenger RNA, 1094 nt
Organism: Alternaria rosae
Lineage: Eukaryota; Fungi; Ascomycota; Dothideomycetes; Pleosporales; Pleosporaceae
Exons: 3
Coding region: 51-1094 (347 amino acids)
Source: RefSeq, a predicted model, not a curated record
GUUUUUCAAGACAAUUGCAUUAUACCAACAGCCUUUCGGCUGCAGCAACAAUGUUACCAACCUCUAUCCUCACAGCUAGCAGCUUCAUCGCUGUUGCCUCCGCAUUCCCGCUUUACUCUCAUGUCGGAGCAUCUACUACUUUAGCCUCGCGAGCUGCUUACAUCACGUUUGGUGGUGACGGAUCAAUCGCUGCUGGAUGGCCAAAGCAGAGCGAAUGGAAGUCUUUUGAGGACGCCUGGGCAUCCAACCAAGAAAUCAUCAAGGGCUCUUGCGAACACAACGGCUGGGGCGACAACAACAGCGACGCCGAAACUCAGGCCAUCAAGGAUAGCAUUGAAUCAGAGUCAGAAGCCUCUGGCGUUCCCAAAGAGCUCAUCCUCGCCGUUAUGAUGCAAGAGUCCAAGGGCUGCGUUCGUGCUCCCACUACCCAAUCCGACGCACACAACCCGGGUCUUAUGCAGGGUGCCGGUACUGCCUCCUGCGAUCCUCUCACCCAAGACGCCAUCUCACCCUGCCCCGCCAACGUAAUUCAUGACAUGAUCCACGAAGGUACUGCUGGAGAAGGUCUGAGGUCAAGUCUGAAGAAGUCACUGGACGCAUUCAGCACCACCCCGGACGACAGCAAGUACUACAAAGCCGCGCGUCUCUACAACUCCGGUGAUCAGGUCACAGAUCCAAACCUGGGCCAAGGCUCUACCGCAUGCUAUGCUUCCGAUAUCGCGAACCGUCUCAUCGAACCUUUCUCAGAGAGUAACUGCGACAACAACGCUGUGGCUACCCUGACCAAGACCGAGGGCCGCGAGACUAACAAUAACGACAAUGACGAUCAGCAAAUUGAUCUUGAACAACACCAGACCGACAAUGAACAGCCAGCGCCCAAGGAAAAUGGAGACACUCAAAGCGGUGACAGUGGUAUCCUCGACGCUACCAUCACCGGCGCUGUGGACGGCUGCACCAAAUACUAUACACCAUCGGGAGGCAGCAACUGCGAGGCCGCGCCAAUUACUUUGGCCAUGUUGCGUCAACUCAACUCAAAGUUGGGCGAAGAUUGCUCUAACCUUUGGGCCGGGUACGGUUACUGCAUCGCUACUUGA